Messenger RNA from Styela clava, 1642 nucleotides. RefSeq names its product ribokinase-like. The record is from RefSeq and is a predicted model, not a curated record. NCBI's taxonomy places the organism in Eukaryota, Metazoa, Chordata, Ascidiacea, Stolidobranchia, Styelidae. Gene Ontology annotation, cellular component: cytosol. Gene Ontology annotation, biological process: D-ribose metabolic process. Gene Ontology annotation, molecular function: ribokinase activity.
AUGUCUUGUGAUGUGGUGGUUGUUGGUUCUUGCAAUAUUUGAUCAAUAGCUUACGCGCCUAGACUACCAUCUGUGGGAGAGACGGUUCAUGGCACAAAGUACGAGGUGGUUUGGAGGAAAAGGUGCAAACAGAGCGUAGCAGCUGCAAAACUGUGCGCCAAGGUUCUUAUGGUUGCGAAAGUCGGGGAUGAUGCCAAUGGUUAUGAGUACAUAAAAAAUAUGGAAAGUCUGGGAGUCAAUGUAGACCACAUAACCAUCAGCAAAGAAGCUUGUACAGGUGUCGCGCCUAUAACAGUGGUUGAUGGUGGGGCUAAUAGAAUCAUCAUCUUUCCUGGAGCCAAUAUGCUAUUAUCAUCUAAGGACGUUGCCCGCGCCGCUAGUGCAAUUAAGGCGGCAAAGGUUAUGGUCUGUCAAUUAGAGAUUAAUGAGGAAACAACACUGUAUGCCCAAUCUGCUAAAGAAGCGGGUUUAAUGACCAUCUUAAACCCAGCACCAGCCCCUUCUAAUAUUAGCGAUGAGUUUUUCAAAUAUUCAGAUAUAAUUUGCCCAAAUGAAAAUGAAGCUUCACUUUUGACUGGCAUUGAUGUUGUGGAUAAAGUAUCUGGCACUGCAGCGGCAGAAAAACUGGUUGAUGGCUGUAACACCUGUGUUGUAACUCUUGGUGAAAAUGGUUGUGUAUUUGCAAAAGCAAAUAUGAAAUCUCAACAUGUGCCUGGCAUAAAAGUUGAGGCUAUAGACACAACAGGAGCUGGAGAUGCCUUCAUUGGGGCACUUGCUUAUUUUCUAUGUUAUUUCAAAGACUUGGGGUUCGUAGAAAUUCUUUCCAGGUCAUGCAAAGUUGCUGCACAAAGUGUGACAAAGAAUGGCACACAAACUAGUUACAGGUCGAAGAAUCAGCUACCUGUGGCAUUAUUCCAAUGAAACUAGCACCCAAAUACCCUGUGUGAAGCUGCUAAUUUCAUGUAAUCCGUAAUUUAAAUCGAGUUCAUAAUUGCAUUCUUUGAACCUAUCAACUCACUCUCCUCAUAUUGCCCCAUUUAAAUGGUGUUAGGCUUAUAUGAGUAAAUUCUGCUAUCACUUGGCUUUUCCUACCACAAGCAUCCAAUUGGAUAGGAUGGACAGGGAUAAAAAGUUGCAUCCAGGCACUUGCAAACCACUACGAUUGUUUUCAGUCUUAGCCACCCACCAAUUCAAGUCAAUUACAAAAGCCAGCAUUUGCUACUUCUCUUAAUACUUACAUAAUUCUUAAUCUGAUCAACAGACCUGUCACAAAUUAUUCAAAUGAAUGACUCUAAAUUGAUAUAAAGAACUUUUAAUUCAGUAUUUAGUCAUGAAAAAAAUGGAGUGCCAUAAUUGUAUAAAAUUGUGUGGUCUAAUUUUAAGAUAUGCAAAUAAAUAUAUCAUGUUGCAAUAUAUAAUGAUCAAUAUUUUGGUUCUAUUGGGGAUCAGUUUAACAAUCUGAUCCGAUAGGAAUUGAGGGAACACCAAUUUUGUGCUAUCAAAAUUGCAGUUUUGACAACAUUCUGUGCUACCUGUUCCGACAAGUUCCCGUGUCAUAUCCCUGUAUUAACAGUCCCCCACCUCAAUUUGUCUAAUUGUAAUCUCCAUACACCUACAACAAAUACAUUCCACAGAUAAAAAG